Molecule: messenger RNA, 5970 nt
Organism: Limanda limanda (common dab)
Lineage: Eukaryota; Metazoa; Chordata; Actinopteri; Pleuronectiformes; Pleuronectidae
Gene: sack1ha
Product: family with sequence similarity 83 member Ha
Exons: 6
Coding region: 272-4969 (1565 amino acids)
Biological process (GO): intermediate filament cytoskeleton organization; protein localization to cytoskeleton; positive regulation of cell migration
Cellular component (GO): keratin filament
Molecular function (GO): keratin filament binding
Source: RefSeq, a predicted model, not a curated record
GCCGCUGGGAGCCUCUGAGUCUCCGGCACAUUCUCUCCAGCAUGCCUCGAGCAUGACAGCAAACUGGUUCCGCUGGUGACGACAAGACAAGGGGGGAAAAGGCGGCGUAACACAACGACACACUUUCGACGAGUCCCCCGAUGGACUUGAGGAGCGACGCGACCGCGGAGGAAAAGUAAAAACAUGGAGGAAGAGACCAGAUGACAGGACGGGUUUGACGUUUCCUGUGAGGAGAAGAUUGACGGAUCCACGUUAUCUCUGAGUCUACAGUAUGGCACGACGCUCUCAGUGCUCCUCUUCUGGGGAUAACCCCCUGGACCCCAACUACCUCCCUCCUCACUAUCGGGAGGAGUACCGCCUAGCCAUCGACGCACUGGUUGAGGAGGAUUUGGAAGGAUACUAUAAGUUCCUCCAGUUUGCGGAUGUGGUGGACUUCCUGUCCACACCUGAGAUUCAGUACAUCCAGGACUCUGUGCAGGUCCCAAAUCAGAGCCACCACCCUGAACAGCACUUUCUGGAGACCGGGGAAGAUGGCUCCUCAGACACUUACUGGCCCAUCCACUCGGACCUGGACGUCCCGGGUCUGGACCUCGGCUGGCCUCAGCUGCAUCAUUUCGUCGGGCCCACGGAGAUCACCACACUGGUCAGCCCCCCCGAGCCCGACAUGCCGAGCAUCAAGGAGCAGGCCCGGCGCCUCAUCAAGAACGCUCAGCAGGUCAUUGCUGUGGUGAUGGACAUAUUUACGGAUGUUGACAUAUUUGCGGAUAUUCUCAACGCUGCCAUGAGGAAUGUGGCCGUCUACAUCAUUUUAGAUGAGCAGAACACACACCACUUCGUCAACAUGGUGACCAACUGCAGGGUCGAUCUGCAGAGCCUUCAAUUUCUACGUGUGAGAACAGUGUCCGGCGUCACGUAUCAAUGUCGCUCAGGGAAAACCUUCAAGGGUCAGAUGAUGAAUCGCUUCCUGUUGACAGACUGCAGGGCUGUGCUGAGCGGAAACUACAGCUUCAUGUGGUCUUUCGAGAAGCUCCACCGCUCUAUGGCGCACCUUUUCCUAGGAAAGCUGGUAUCGACCUUUGAUGAAGAGUUUCGGAUUCUGUUUGCUCAGUCGCAGCCGCUGAUGCUUGACAAAAUGCACGCUCCGAUGGAAGAUUUUAACUCACAAAAGAGGCAACACAUAAGUGAAAGAACUGCACUGCACAGAGAGCCCAGGAAAUUUCUACCGCUGGACACCGGUCAUCCAGAGGAACGGACGAGACAUUCCUUCGAUGAUCGGAUGGACGUGGACUGGAGAUUGAUGCCGCUCAAAAGACAGGAAGCCCCUCAGGGUCCUUCAGAUGUAUACGGUAGAUAUUCUCCCCAGCAACCCCGCAUGGAUCAGCCUUACGAUCAGGGCCCCUCCAGGAUUACCAUGCUCGACAAUCCUGCUUUCAAACGUCACAGUUACGCUGAAGGGGUUCAGGGUCGUUUCUCGAGCCAGUUCCUGCAGCAACAGGGAGUGCAGGAGCCCGAGAGCCAGGGAAGGCAGUUUCACAGGGGGCCUAUACCAGGACCAGAAGCAGACUAUGACAAGUUCUGGAAUCAAGACUUUAAUUCAGAAGAUCAAUACCCUGAACCUGUUAAUUCACAAGAGAUACAACCACCUGAUGGCUUUGACCCAGUGCUUAACUAUUUAGCCUCCACCAGAAAUUUGGACUCUGAUCAGAGCUCAGAUAAAUUACCAUCUUCAGCGGAUUUACCGAUUAGUUCACCUCACCAUAGAAGACAGAGUUCAGGUCAGCCAUAUGUUUAUCAAACGUCUCCCACCCCCUCAAACCGAUCAGAUCAGAAGCAGUUUUCCCAGGAGCCUAGCACUAACCGCAAGGACCCCUCGGUGAAACGAGGGCUGAGAAGCUGGAGGAUUAGCUCAUACCUCAGUGCAUGUGAUAAUCCGGGAGAUGAGGGCCUGUCUAUGGCAACACCUCAGGGACCAGACCCAUUUGAAGAGACGUCAAACCCCGUACAGCAAACAUCUACGGGUGUAGAUUUAACAUUUCCUAAAAUCCCUAACGUCAGAGAGUUCAAGGUACCUACAAUACCCAGGGCAAGUCAGAUGCCAAGUUAUAUCAAAGCCACUGUGCGAGAGAAGCCCAAAAAAGUGCCAGACAAACCUCCUGCAGUGGCAGCAGAAGCCAGAACCACACCAACAUCUUCAGAGUCAUCGUCCACAGCAGAAGUGGAAAAGGCAGAGGAAGUGGAACUGAAAGAGCCCAAACCAACCCCUCUUCUAAGGGAGGAGUCGUUCCGGAGAAUAUACAACGCUGCGACACCAAGGACCUCCAGGUUACGAUCCUCUCUGAUAUUCAGCUCACUCGAUCAGGAUACCAAAACCGCCCAAGGGCAACAGGAUGAGGAAAGUGACAAAAACGAAGCAGAACAGACAAAACUGCCUUUUGUUUCACAGGUUUUGGGAAAAAGGCGAACAAGAGAACCUUUUGAAUGGAGCCGUUACACAAAGUCAAACACUAUUGAUAACUCAGCCACAGAAACAUCCAAGACAGAGGAUGGAAACAGUAAAGCGGAUGAUAAAGAUCCAUCAAAGGUAGAAGAUUCAAAAGAUCUUUCAGAAAACAGUGCAGUGCUGGAGCCUCCUGAAGCUGAGCUGCCCAAACCUGAUCUGCCAGCACAAUCAACCAAAUCUGUGCUCAGCACGUCAUCAUAUAUAGAUAUGAAUGAUCCUGAUGCAAGGUUCAGUUUUUUCAAAGAGCUGGCUGCAAAGCGCAAAGCAGAAAAGGCUGCAGAGGCUGAAAAGAGCAAAGAAAAAGCUCAGAUGAAUCCGACUGAUCUUAAAAACAAGACCGCUGUUAAAAAGGAGGAACCUGGUCCAAAUGUUGCCCCAGAAAAGAUGACUAAUACGUCAUCAUCUGAGGGUGUGUCUGAAAAAAAUGUUACUGCAGAUGAUGCCGGGAAAACAGCAUCCGCACAAGAGUGUGAGUCAUCGGCCAGUCUGUCGUUAGAGGCCAGUGAUGGGACUAAGAAGCAGGCUAGUCUUGAUGAAAAGGAUCCCAGCAGUUUCCAAAGCUGUAAAGAGGAACAAAAGGGGGUUUCUACUGAUUCAAAGAAGAAAGAGCAACAAAUCAGCACACCGGCAUCCUCUUCGUUGGAUUCUGCAGAGACUGAAUCUCCCCUUGAAGACUCAAAGCUGUCAAAACCUGCUGUAACAGAGAGUAGCCUAAGUAAUCAACCUACAUCAACAAACUCUGCACCUACUGAUGUUUCCUCUCCUUUUACCUCAAAAGAGUCCAGUUCUCUCACUCCCAGUUCAGUGGAGGUAUCAGAUGCAUUGGAUUCUAAAACCCAGAUACCUGAAUCAGAACAGGUUUCACCUGCGCCGUUAUCCAAACAACCAACUGGAUCAGAAAAGAGUUCUUCUCACCCUUCAGUUCAAAGCUCUUCCUCUGAUCCCAUCCUGUCAGAUUCUGGUGCACAGAUCCGUCCAAGUCCUCCAGCCUCUAUCUCUGCUCCUCUUUCCACUCCAGAAAAGUCUUUAUGUUCUGAUGUUACCCAAGAAGACUCCGGCUCAACCCCCAAAUCCAGCAUAUUGUCUCCAAAUCUGGAUAAAUCGGAGGUUAAACAAACAGUUAAAGAAACCACUGCAGAAUCAACACCCUCUGAGUCUGUAGAGUCUGUUUCCAUGUUGACGUCAUCUGAGACCCCUUCAGCAGUGGAUUCUUCAAAUUUGGAAUUGGAAAUUUCUCCUGACACAUGUAGCGCUGUUGUAGAACCAGCCACAUCCUCAUUAACGUCCACCACAGUGGCAGACUCUAACGAAUCUUGUGCUCCCACACCUCCAGAAAAAGAUGUCGGUAAAUCAGAAUCUGCUGCAGAGAAGACUGAGGUUCUUGCAUCACCAGAGGACGUCAAAUCUGAUAUCGCAUCUCCAAGUCCUAGCCCUUUAUCACCCAAGUCAGCUCUACCUAAUGUAUCUGAUCUGAAAAGCUCCACUUCCAGGCCUGAUCAAAUUAAGACUACUACUCUCAACCUCCUGCCUGAUACUCCAUCAGAAACAGGCUCUCCUGUCAAACCAGACAUCACUGCUGAUGCUUCCCAGUCCACAUCAAAAGCAUCUCCACAAGAUGCACCGACACAAGCAACCCCACCAUCUGAACUUAACCUGACAGGAUCUGUCACUCCUACUCCUGUUGAAACAGCAUCACCUUCCUCUCCUCUGAGUGAGUCAGUUGGGGAAGCUUUGUCCCCUGAGGCUGAAAAAGCAGCAACCAACAUUUCCUCAUGCAGCCCCACAGACAAACUCUUUCUUCCAAAGCAGGUUGCGACAGACUCGAAUGAUUCUGCAGAAACUUCUAGCCCAACUGAGCCUACCUCAGAAAUUUUAACAGAGCCAGAGCCAACACCUGAAUCUGUGACUUCAGAUAGCCAACCUUCAGAGCCACCUGAACCUGCUGAAGAUAGUAAAUUAGACCAACAGAUGGGAAUGAGCAAAGACCCUGGUGAGGAAAAACCUGAGAAUGUCGAGGCCAAAAACAAAAUAAAUAAAAGUAUUACGCAGGAGUCUGUCAGAAGUGAAAAGAAAAAUGAACAGUUGAGCCAAAACAUCUGCCCGGAGAACACAUCAACCGAAGCCGUUCCUCCGUCACAACAGUCCAAGCAGCCGAAAACCAGCCAGUCUCGCUACCAGUCAUCUACAGCCAACGUGCUCGCGAGCAGCAACCUCCGAGACGACACCAAGCUGCUCCUGGAGCAGAUCUCUGCCAACAGUCAGAGCAGGAACGAGGCCACAAAGGAGGCUCCUGUCACCGACGACGAGAAAGAAGAUGAAGCUGACAAAAAUGCCAAGCGGGAGAAAGAGAGAGGGUCGCUGGGGAGAGCGCAGCCCAAGUCGACACAGGAGAAGGAGAAGCUGCUUGAGAGGAUCCAGAGCAUGAGGAAGGAGAGGAAAGUUUACAGUCGAUUUGAGAUGGCCCCUUAACUGGUAUCCAAGGAUUUCUGAAGAGAAUAAAGUAGAAAGAAGGUGAACUCGUGACCAAAAGUGUGAGUGAUGACCGAGACAUUUUCUCACCAAAAGCACAAACUUUCAAACGGUGAAACUGAUACUAAAGAAAACAAUCCUGCUGCCACAUGACAUGUACCAAAGGACAACUUACUGUGGGGAAGCAGCAGGUUGCUACCAGUGUGAAAAGUACAUGGACUGAGAAUAUGUGUGUGAUCAAAAUAUAUUUUACUGACUGCAUGGGUAAAGUGCAAUGCCUGUCCUUGCCUCUUUUUUUUUUUUACAGCGUAAGUUGUGCUGUAAGUGUUUUUUUUGAGUAAAUGUGAUGUUAAGGUAAAUUGGUGAUUUUGAGUUGGUCAAACUGUAACAUACUGUUGUGAAUGAUAGUAUUUCUCUAUCGUGUUAAACAAAGGAUGGUGAUUUUGACAAGUAGUUGUGUAAAAGGUAGAUCUGUAAACCCAUAUCCAUGAUAGGCGGUUAUUGUUCUGAUGUAAAUAAACUAACUUAAAUUCUUUGUCAUCUGACUCGGCCCUUGAAGCAGAAUACCAGCUUAAACAUGAUUUACCUGCAGUGUCACAUUGUACAAUAUGUUUUCUACAGAAUAUUAACUUAAAAGAGGUUUAAUUUCGGUCUUAAAACCUGCUUGUUCAGCCAAAUCACCCAAAGUAUUUGUUACAUAGGAAAGUUAAUAAAAAAAUGUUAAGAUGAUUUGUGAAACAAAGGUGAAACUGUGUUAGAUGUAAGUUUUUAUGAGGUAUUGUAUUGUGCUGCAACCAACUCUUUUCUUGACCCAGUGAUUUUUUUUUUUUUAAACGAAAAGCUGUCAUACCUGAAUUGCUGAAACCUGCUCAGAGGUUGAACAGUAUGUGGAGUACAACAGUUACACACUUGUGAGUGAGUGUGAAUGAUUUAUGACGCCUGAUUUAUGAUGCCUGUCCUCAGUAACAUUUGUCAUUUGUAAAUAAAAUUUCUUACAAAUA